This is a messenger RNA of Sceloporus undulatus (fence lizard), 3444 nucleotides long. It is a transcript of the gene SCNN1A, whose product is annotated as sodium channel epithelial 1 subunit alpha. The record is from RefSeq and is a predicted model, not a curated record. NCBI's taxonomy places the organism in Eukaryota, Metazoa, Chordata, Lepidosauria, Squamata, Phrynosomatidae. Gene Ontology annotation, biological process: sodium ion transmembrane transport. The transcript is spliced from 14 exons. The coding region runs from base 213 to 2192 and encodes 659 amino acids. Gene Ontology annotation, cellular component: membrane. Gene Ontology annotation, molecular function: ligand-gated sodium channel activity.
GAGAGGCAGGGAGGGCCGGAGCAGGGCAAGUUGCUAGACUGAUCUGGAAAAGAACCAGUUUAGACCCAACCAUCCAGAAAGGGAAACUGCCAACCAGGCAAGGACAGCCUUCUGAGAUCAGGCCCCAAAGGUAAGCCAAAUAAAGAGAACUCCCUUCUGGAAACAGGCCUCCAGGGAGAAGGCAGCAGGACUAAAGCAUUGUCAAAGGCAAGAUGCAUGAGUUGGAGUCAAGGACUAAUGACCUGAGCCAAAAUCUUCAUGGAAAAGGUCUAAUUGGAACCAUGAAGGCUGAAAAUCAGCCCAAAGACAAGAGGAUAGGACAGCUCAAACAGGAGGCAAAGCAGCAGAAAAUGAAGGUAGCAGCAGAGGUGGAAGAGAAGAAAAAGAAAGAUGGUGAAGAUCUCAUAGAGUUCUUCAGUUCCUACCAGGAGCUUUUCCAGUUCUUUUGUAGCAAUACAACCAUCCAUGGGGCCAUCCGGCUAGUGUGCUCUAAGAAAAACAAGAUGAAGACUGUUUUCUGGUCAGUACUCUUCUUCCUCACCUUUGGCCUCAUGUACUGGCAGUUUGGAAUCAUCUAUAGAGAGUACUUCAGCUUUCCUGUCAACCUGAACUUGAAUCUCAACUCGGAUAGGCUUACCUUUCCUGCUGUCACAUUGUGUACCCUGAAUCCCUAUAGGUUCAGUGCUCUUCAGAAGGAUCUGGAAGAACUUGAUCACAUUACCCAACGGACUCUGAUGGAGCUGUAUAAAUAUGAUAUGUCCCUGGGGCAGAGUAAUUGGAUGGCCCAGUCCUCUCGGAAACGCAGCUAUCGGAGUCUGUCCUACCAUGUCUAUCGUCACCCAUUGCACAGACACAAACGUGACAGCCAGGCCAGCAUGGAGGACAACAAUCCCCAAGUGGGCAAGAAUGACUGGAAAAUUGGCUUCACUCUGUGCAAUGAAAACAAUACAAACUGUUUCCAGCAAAUGUACUCUUCAGGUGUGGAUGCUGUGCGGGAAUGGUACAGUUUUCAUUAUAUCAACAUACUGUCAAGGAUCCCUGACGCCAAAGCUCGUGACGAGUCUGACUUUGCAAGCUUCAUCUAUGCCUGCCGUUUCAAUGAGGUGACAUGCGACCAAGCGAACUACACACACUUCCAUCACCCCAUUUAUGGGAACUGUUAUACAUUCAAUGACAACAGUAGCACCCUCUGGAUGUCUUCCCUGCCUGGGAUCAAUAACGGCCUCUCUCUUGUUGUUCGCACAGAACAAAAUGACUUUAUUCCACUGCUCUCCACUGUGACAGGCGCCCGCGUGAUGGUCCACAAUCAGAAUGAGCCAGCUUUCAUGGAUGAGGGAGGCUUUAAUGUGCGCCCUGGUAUAGAAACAUCUAUUAGUAUGAAAAAGGAAACAACAAACCGCCUUGGAGGCACUUACAGCGACUGCACAGAAAAUGGGAGUGAUGUGCCGGUGAAGAAUCUCUACUCAUCCCGUUACACUGAGCAGGUCUGCAUUCGUUCUUGUUUUCAGAACAGCAUGGUUGAAAGGUGCGGAUGUGGCCACUACUUCUAUCCUUUGCCUCCUGGAGCAGUUUACUGUGACUACACUAAACACACAGCCUGGGGGUACUGUUAUUACACACUCCAGGCUGAAUUUAAAGCAAACUUUCUGGGCUGUUUCACAAAAUGUCGGAAACCUUGCAAGGUGACAGAGUAUCAGCUGUCAGCUGGCUAUUCGCGCUGGCCUUCUGCUGCAUCUGAGGCCUGGGUGUUUCACAUGCUGUCUCUGCAGAAUAAGUACAACAUCACAUCCAAGAGGAAUGGAAUUGCUAAGGUGAAUAUAUUUUUCGAGCAGUGGAAUUAUAAAAGCAACGGAGAGUCGCCAGCUUUUACAGUGGUGACACUGCUUUCACAGUUGGGGAAUCAGUGGAGUCUCUGGUUCGGGUCAUCUGUCCUCUCAGUAGUAGAACUUGCUGAACUGAUUUUGGAUUUUAUUGCUCUCACCUGCAUUCUGGCUUUCCACUGGUUGAAAAUGAAUCAAUCAUCUGACCUUCAUGCUCCCAACAGCAACACCGCCAGUACAUUUCACAAUGUACAGCCUACUCCCAACACCUCACCACAUGUCUCUGUGGCUGACAAUGUUACUACACUGCCAUCCUACAAGAGCCUGGAAUCACUAGCCCUACACAGGGUUUCCUUCCAGCGGACAGAGUGAGGUCUGGACCAAGACGGCUUGCAGCUCCACAAAAAUACAUUAAUGCUGACAGGACCUCAAGUCAUGGAAUCAGCUGACAAGCCGUACUUUCUGACCACCAACAAAGACGAUUCAAUGUCUUUUGUAAAGGUUGUAGGCAGUAUGGCGUUCUAGCACAAACACCAUCUGGGCAUCUCUGUUCUUUGCCUGUACUGUAUGCAACCCCCUGCAGUGGAAAGAUGACAAGGAGAAUGCAAAGACACACUGCAAUUCCCAUAUACUUACCAUAGCAGAGCAAACAAGUCCAGGGAAAUCCCAGAAGUAUUCCCUUACGUUUGAAACCACAGCACCAUCUCACUCCCACUGCAAAGGCCACCAUAGAGCUUGUGGGGCCAGGAAGGCAGUAUUAAAAGAACUACACCACAAUAGCAAUAUUAAAUGUUUAUGGAGCUGGUUUUAAAAACUCAUAUUAAAUACCUGACACUUAAUAGUGAAGUGAAUCUCUAGUGAAGGAGGUACUCUACCUCAGCUAUCCAAAAAUUUAUGGAGGACUUGUUUCAACACCCUCCUUUGACACAACCUCAUGGUUUAUAUCUCUCCUUCAAGGUCAUCCAGUUGGCUUACAAGGCCCUCAUGUUGUUAUCCUCACAGCAAGCCUGGGUUAGUCUGAAAGGUGUCCUCGUAAGCAUCAUGGUUGAGGGGACUUUUAACAUGGACCACUUCAAUCAUACCAACACCUUUCAUAUUCAUGUUAACAGUACAGUGGGCCCUUGUUAUACACUGGGGUUUGGUUCCAAGAUCCCCCAUGAGUAACAAAAGCCGUGGAUUCUCACGUCCCACUAAAUAUGACAUCGCAAAGUGGUGUCCCUUAAAAAAUGGAAAUUCAAGGUUUGAUAUCUGAAAUUUAUACUAUUUUUGAACAUUUUCAAACCGUGGAUGCUUGAAUCUGUGUAUAAAAAAUCCGUGUAUAAGGAGGGCCAACUGUAUUCUCUUACAAUGCUUACAACCCUCAUGAGUACACUUACCUGGAUGUGAUCCCCACAACCAAGCUCUGUAAAGGUGUUUCUAUUGGUCUCUCUCAAUUUCUCUUUCAGAACAUACAAGGUACACACCAUACUAUCCUUUACACAGGGCUAGAUCCAGCCAUGUCACAGCCCUCAAGGACUUUAGCUAGGGCUGCAUAUCUAGCAUGGGCUCAGACUCUUUCAUACUUGUGCUUUUACCACCAGCGCCAACUCUACAGAGAAAUGAACACUGUAGUACUCUUUUCCUA